Messenger RNA from Podospora pseudocomata, 4176 nucleotides. RefSeq lists its product as uncharacterized. NCBI's taxonomy places the organism in Eukaryota, Fungi, Ascomycota, Sordariomycetes, Sordariales, Podosporaceae. The record is from RefSeq and is a predicted model, not a curated record. The transcript has 2 exons. Bases 3733 to 4176 code for a protein of 147 amino acids.
CCCACCUAUAUCGAAAGUGGUCAAGCGGUCUUGGUAUAUGCUGCGGUAUCAAGUUGAACAACUAUCUUGUAGCAUGGUACAUGACCCGGAUCACAUCUCCGGCGUUUUUCUCGUCACAGAAUGUCAGAUGACAUUUUCUACGUCGCAGAUCGAGGCACCUGUAUCGUAGCACACCGUCAACCUGAGCGAGAUGCUUUGAGGUAGAAAUUGCCAUUAGUACCGGGGAAGAGCCGGGACAAGUCUUGAUAUUUGGUGAGCGUGAUAGCUACGAUAUACGAAAAAGGGCACAGGCUUACGGCUCCUGAGCGGGGGGUCAAGUGGUUCUCAACCCAUCUUGUUCUAGGUUGAUCAAGGCAAGCUGUUGACUCUGUUGAUGGUGGUGGCAUUGUUGAAGGGGAAAAUGAUAAAAUGAAAAUGAUUGAGGAUUUGGUACCAAGCAAUGCAAAAUUCUCAGGUUAUCGGGAAGGAAGGCAUACUGUGUUUUGGGCAACCGAGGAGGCCUCAUGGCACGGAAAUAACUAAUCGCACCUUCCCAGCACACAACUGCUCAAACUGGAAGAGCGACCCAUACUGUUGGAUAAACACAACCGCAGCCGGGUAAAUUUCCCAUUUUCAUCAUGAUUGGGCACCACCACCACCAUCAUACAUAUGUAUCAAAACACCACUCUUACCUUACUCACAGCCAACAACCAUUUUUCACCACCUCCAAACCCCUUCAACAAAAAUGCCUCCCCAACCACACACCACCCACCCCCUCACCACCAACUGGCAAUUCCACCGCCUGGGCGACCCCCCCACAAAAUGGCAUCCCGUCCCCCACCUCCCCUCAGACAUCCACACCGAACUCAUCAACUCCUCCCUCCUCCCUCACCCCUUCCUCGACCUAAACGAACUCGCCACCUCCUGGGUAGCCGACCAGACAUGGAUCUACCGCCUCACUUUCCCCAGCCCCGCCCACAACCCCGAUGCCGUCAUCGACCUUGUCUUUGAAGGCCUGGACACUUUCGCGACAAUCACCCUGAAUGGCCGGGUAAUCAAACAGACAGACAACAUGUUUGUUUGUUGGAGGGUGAAUAUUAACGACUUUGCCGCGGGGAAAGAAGAGAACAUCUUGGAGAUUACCUUUGAUAAUGCCCGGGAGAGGAGUUUGCAGUUGGUGAAGGACCAUCCGGAGCAUGAGUUUAUUGUGCACCAGACCGAAGUGAGCAGGGGCCCGGUGAGGAAGGCUCAGUACCACUGGGGAUGGGAUUGGGGCCCGACACUCAUGACGUAUGGGCUUUGGAGGCCGGUCAGGAUAGAGGUGUAUGAGAGUAGGAUUGGGGAGGUGGCGGUGAAAUAUAAUGUUGAUUUGAGCGAGGGGGAGAGGAGCCGGAGGUGGAGAUUGGGUUGUGGGUUGGGAUUGUUGGGCGGGCAGGGUGGGCAGAGGUGGAAGUUGGCUUUGAGGGGAGAACAAUGGUUGCUUUUACAGGAGAACAGGGGAAGUUGAUCAAGAAUGGGGAGCAUCCUGAGACGUGGGAAUAUUCAGAAUCGAUGGUCAGGUUGGAAGGUGCAAAGCUGUGGUGGCCGAGAGGGUACGGCGGUCAGAAUUUGUACGACGUGCGAGUGAGGAUUUUCGAUGCCGAAGGCGGGACGGUUCUGGCAGAGCAUAAUCAAAGAGUCGGGUUCCGCAAGGCAGAGUUGGUCCAGGAGCGGGAUGGAUAUGGACAAUCGUUUUACUUUCGGGUCAAUGACAUCGAUGUGUUCGCUGCUGGCUCGAACUGGAUUCCUGCCGACUCCUUCCUGUCACAAGUUACCCCCGAUCGGUACAGGAAUUGGCUACAGAAUGCGGUUGCGGACGGUAAUCAAAACAUGAUCCGGGUUUGGGGAGGAGGUGUGCACGAACACGAUGCAUUUUAUGACGCCUGUGACGAGUUGGGAAUCCUGGUUUGGCAGGAUUUUAUGUUUGCGUGCGCCUCCUACCCGACGUACCCCGAAUUCUUGAAGUCAAUCGAGAUGGAAACAAGACAAAAUGGUACACGUCUCCGAAGCCACCCUUCGAUUGUGCUGUGGUGCGGCAGCAACGAAGACUAUCAAAUUCAAGAGCGAUACCAGCUCGACAACAAUCGUUCAGAGAACGACCCAGAAUCCUGGUUGAAGAGCUCAUUCCCCGCAAGAUACAUUUACGAAGAGCUCUUACCCCGGAUCGUCAGGGAGGAGUCACCCUGUCCAAACACUCUUCUGUACCACCCAUGCAGUCCCUUUGGAACCGGUGCUUCAACCACUUUGGAAGUAGAUCCUACCGUGGGAGACAUACACCAGUGGAACCUUUGGCACGGUGAGGCAAAAUCAUUUCAGUGCCUACCCGAAAUGGGCGGGAGGUUUGUCAGUGAGUUUGGGAUGGAGGCCUAUCCUCACUUUGAGACGGUGCAGAGAUUCGUUACCGAUCCCAAGGAACUCUAUCCAGGGAGCAAGACGCUAGACUUUCACAACAAGGCCAUCGGUUACGAAAGCAGACUUAUGGCGUAUCUUGGCGAGAACUAUCGGCUCGUUUAUGAUAUCAAGGGGUUUAUCCACCUCACGCAAAUCUUGCAAGCCGACUUCAUGGCUACGGCGUACAAGUCCUGGAGAAGAGCUUGGCAGACACAAGGAGGCAAGGGGAGAAAAUGCGGAGGGGUUCUUGUUUGGCAGUUGAAUGAUUGCUGGCCAACAAUUUCAUGGGCCGUGGUGGAUUACUAUGGUAUCAAAAAGCCAGCUUGGUACGCCAUGAAGCGCGCGUUGGCUCCUAUUGCAGUGGGAGUGAGCUGGGCAUUUUGGGAUUGGACAAUGAGACCAGCGGAUAAUUUGUGGAAGAGACACACUGGUCAUGUUGAUCCGACUUUGUCGACCAAAAAAGUGGCGUAUGAUGUGUGGGUGUCGUCUGAUGGAACUACUCACCCGAACAAGGAAAAUAUAGAGGUAACAGUGAGGACCAGGUUCAUAUCAGUUGCUACUGAGAAGGAUAUCUUAUUUGAUAUCCCUGAAUCAAAAACAGUAUCGAUUAAGUCGAACGGGGUUACUGACGUUUCGCUGAGUUCGGAACUCAACUGGGGAGGGAAGCAGGAGGAACCAAUCGUGAUCUACGUUUUACUCUGGAUCAACAACGAGAAAGUAAGCAGCGAUUGUUCCUGGCCAGACCCUAUCAAGUACUUGGACUUGAGUGAGAGGGGGCUUCGCCUGGAGUACCCGGCAGAAAACGAAGUGACGAUCCGGACAACGAAGCCAGUGAAGGGAUUUGUGUUCUCGGAAAAAGAGGGAGUUAAGCUGAGGGAUAAUGGCUUUGAUGUCGUCCCAGGGGAAAUUGUGACGGUGCAACUGGAGGGGAUAAAGGUUCGAGAGCUGGAAUGGACGUUUGUUGGACAAGGGCAGUGAGUUGAUUUUCUUCAAUGUCCACCUUGGCUGGCAAUUCUGUAGCCCCCGCGAAUCAUCGGCCUCGCCCGCGACUGAUUAUGGGGAGAAUAUGAUGUAUCAGCUUCGAAAUGUUUCACAAGAGACGCCGUAUUCCCCGGUUGACGGCAUCCUCUGGCGUGAGGCGGGUGUCAACAUCGAAAGAGCUGGGGAAGAACUAUAUUGGCACAUUGAGUUAUCUGCUUGUGACACGCUUUUCUUCACCGGUUGCUAUACACACUCUCGAAAGCGGCCUUCGUAUCCGCUUGAGUAAAUUGACCUGUUGGUGAACCUCGGCAACCUUAAGACCCCAAAAGCGAGGAACACGAGAUGCCCAAGAAUUCGGCGGAAAUGGCGGCCAGCAGUUCUAAUAGGAAGACUUACCGGUGCAUGGUCAGGAUAUGUUGUGCAAGGCAGAGAGAUGUGGCCAGUCAUGAGUGUGGAUGCGGUACCCUGGCUCAGGUAUUGGCUCGCUGCUGGUGCCCUCUCGCUGUUGCUACUUCUGAGUGCAACAACAGUGUCCCCUAUGGGGUUGAAGAUGGUGGCAAACACAUGUCGAGCAUCGGAGAUGCCAAGAACUGCCCGGUUUCGGUUACAGAAGGGAUGGCGUCCGGCAAGGAGUUUGGAGCAUCCGUUGUGACACCACCCAUCUCGAGUCUAGCGGGUCAGGAGUCAGAAGAGGAAGAGGGAGAAGGGCAAACAUUGACGCCACUUGCGGUCUACCCGGUUGCCCCUCAACGCCCGCUUCUGACAGGAAGCGAGACCGAGGCGUGA